Molecule: messenger RNA, 2695 nt
Organism: Mya arenaria
Lineage: Eukaryota; Metazoa; Mollusca; Bivalvia; Myida; Myidae
Product: N-glycosylase/DNA lyase-like
Exons: 8
Coding region: 1-1185 (394 amino acids)
Biological process (GO): base-excision repair, AP site formation; base-excision repair; nucleotide-excision repair
Cellular component (GO): nucleus
Molecular function (GO): damaged DNA binding; 8-oxo-7,8-dihydroguanine DNA N-glycosylase activity
Source: RefSeq, a predicted model, not a curated record
AUGUCUGCGCCCUUAUCAUCCACUUUUCUGAGUUUUCCGUGUAAAAUUGCGGAAAUUCGAUUAGACAGAGCCCUUGCAUGUGGCCAAAACUUCAGAUGGAAGCAGACAACACAAGGGGAAUGGACAGGGGUUAUUGGCAAUGCAGUAUGGCGAUUGAAGCAGUCUGAAACAGAGAUUUUCUACCAAACCUUCCGCAACGUUCACUCCACAUUGCCAAUGAUACACCCAAUGCACAAGUUUUCUUCGGAGGACAGCUUAGAGAGCUGCUGCAAGUGUGUUUCAAAUGGCAAGAAAUCUGAAGACAUUAUGUGCAAUUGCCAAAAAACUGACUUAAAUAUUCUAAGAGAUUACUUACAGCUUAAUGUCAGCUUAGAAAAUAUGUAUGAACUGUGGUCAGAAAGUGACGAAAACUUCAGAAAUGUUGCAAGAACUUUUACUGGUAUUAGAAUGCUAAGGCAAGACCCGAUUGAAUGCCUCUUUUCCUUCAUAUGUUCUUCUAAUAAUAACAUUUCACGGAUAACAUCUAUGGUAGAAAAACUGGCUUCUAAUUAUGGCGAAAAAAUCAUGGAAUUAGAUGGUCAGGAGUACUUUUCAUUUCCACAAGUGUCGUCAUUGGCAAAAGAUGGGGUUGAAGAGCGUUUAAGAACCCUUGGGUUUGGAUACAGAGCUAAAUAUAUACAGAGGUCUGCUGAAUACAUAAUAGGACAGGGUGGGGAAAAAUGGCUGUAUGACUUACGGGAAAUGGACUAUCCAGAUGCAAAGGCUAGCCUGCUGAAAUUGUGUGGAGUUGGGGCUAAGGUAGCUGACUGUGUGUUACUGAUGUGUUUGGACAAGCCGGGAGCCAUUCCUGUGGACACCCAUGUAUGGCAGAUAGCUGCACGAGAUUACAUGCCAAAGCUGAAGCAAGCAAAGUCUCUCACUGAUACACUGUAUAAUGAGAUUGGAGAUCACUUCAGAAGUUUAUGGGGGCCUUAUGCUGGAUGGGCUCACAGUGUACUCUUUACUGCUGACCUCCGCCAGUUCCAAGAACCUGGAUCAAAGAAGCCAAUGGUACCAUCACCUGGUAAAAGAAGACAGACAAUGAAAAUGGACAAGCAACCAGUCAAAAGAUCACACUAUGAAGAAACAGACGAGAAACCAGUCACAAAGAUAUCAAAGAAAGGAAAGAAAAAAUCAAACGCAUGAAAAUAAAACAAAAACAUAUGUACUUUCUUAAAUGUAAGUGUUUGAUUAUCAGACAAAUUUCCUAAUAAAAUUGAAAAUGAUGAUGGAUUCAGAAAUAAUCAAAGUGUAUUUGAAACUUUCAUUCCAAAUAUUGGCAUGGCAAUAGCACAUUAAUGUUUAUUUCAACAACUUCUGUGUGAUAUAUUUAACAAUUAGUCGAGACAUAAUGAAUGACAAGAAGAAUAAGUUCAAACCAUGAAUUAUUUUUGUACAUUCAUAGCAUCCACAUUAUGAUGUUUUGACUCCAAAGAGAAUAUUAAACAGAUGCAUUUUCCAUGAUUUUAAACACAAAGUUCAAUUAAGGAAUGAAUUGUGGGGCUGAUGUCAUUAUCGGGGUAUGAACGCAAUUGGGCUGGUCAAAGUGUGUGGAGUCCGCGCGUACUUUGACCAGCCCAAUUGCGUUCAUAUCCCCGAUAAUGACAUCAGCCCCGCAAUUCAUUACUUAUAUUUACACCAAAUGUGCAUUAUUUCAUUCAAUAAUUGUUAAAAAAAACUUCAUUUCAUUUAAGAAAACCUUUCAGUAAUCCGUCCUUACCCAUUAUGUAAAUAGAACGACCCGACUGUAACCGGAGACAAUUUUUUCAAAUGACGUCACAAUAACGCGGGAAAAGAUCAACCACUUGAAAUCACUUUUAAAUGUAAAAUUGAAACACUUAUGGUAACAAUACAUUUUAAAUAUAAUAAGUUAACACUUUCUAAAAUGUUGAUUUAUAUUUUACGGGACCUGCUGACAAAAUAUAAACAAUGACAAGAUCAAUAGUUUCAAUGUAUAUUGUUAUGCGAGGAAUUGCGAUCCGAAGAUGACAUCGGAUGAUAACCGCAAUUGCCGAAAGGCAGUUCAUUUAAGGAAUGGCAGUUGAGGUGUUAAUAUUCACCUAUGUUGUGAAUCCCAUGCCUUUGCUGCUACUGUUUUUUUAUAUUAUAUUAGCAAAAUAUCCUAUUAUUUAAAUUACAUGAUAAUUAAGUAGCAAUACUAAGCAAUUCAUUCUGAUUCCAAAGAUAUUUUCUAGCAAGCUGAAUUAAUUAUAACAUUUUUACCAACUACACAUCACUGUACCAUGCUGUAAUUCCCAUAUACAUGAUGCUACUUACAAUUUUGUUUAAAUACAAAUAUCCAUAGUUUAUACUCUUGAAAAAACUAACCAUUUUACAGUGGUAAGUCAACAAGAGGAACGUGCCCAUGUGGACAGACCAUACAACUAGGAAAACUAGUUGUUGUUACUCUCUACAGUGCUCUUAUCUAUCUUAAUUUUUGAAAAUGUAUGCAUGAUGUAAAUGUAUGCAUGGAUAUAAUAGGAAACGACUUUUGUAAAACUUGUUUCAAUAUUGUAUCUUUGUAAAGCCAUAUGCUUUUAUUUCUAAGUCACCAGCUUUUGUUGUGUUUUGAUAUGUUAUGUAUGUUUGUUAUUCAUAUAGCUAGUGUUUCUUGUUAGCAUAUACUUGACUUUAUUGAGUAAAAAUUAUGGUAUCU